This is a messenger RNA of Rhododendron vialii, 1490 nucleotides long. RefSeq names its product tyrosine--tRNA ligase 1, cytoplasmic-like. The record is from RefSeq and is a predicted model, not a curated record. Gene Ontology annotation, molecular function: tyrosine-tRNA ligase activity; ATP binding. Lineage: Eukaryota; Viridiplantae; Streptophyta; Magnoliopsida; Ericales; Ericaceae. Gene Ontology annotation, biological process: tRNA aminoacylation for protein translation. Bases 175 to 1314 code for a protein of 379 amino acids. The transcript is spliced from 10 exons.
AUCCGAGUGCAAAAUUCAUUUAAAGGAAAAAAAGAAAAGAAAAGAGCAACAGAAAUAAAUAAAAAUAAACCUCACAUAUACGCAGCCUUCUCGGGCCCAAACCCUAAUUCGAGCCUCCAGUUCUAACACAGAAGAGGCUUCUUCAAUCAAACCCUAAUUCAAGCAUACCCUUACAUGGAGUCUCCGACGGAUAACAUUGAAACGCUCUCUAUCUCCUCUCCAGAUCAAGCCCCUUCCUCCGGUUCCGCAUCCAAGGGGAUGAGUGUGGAGGAGAAGUUCAGGAUUGUGAGGAGUGUUGGGGAAGAGUGCAUCCAAGAGGAUGAGUUGCUAAACCUGCUAUCGAAGAAGCCCGAACCCGUUUGCUAUGACGGGUUCGAACCCUCCGGUAGAAUGCAUAUUGCCCAGGGGGUCAUGAAGAUAAUUAGUGUGAACAGGAUGACUUCUGCUGGUUGCAAAGUAAAAAUAUGGAUUGCAGAUUGGUUUGCACAGUUGAACAACAAAAUGGGGGGUGACUUGAAGAAAAUUCAAACUGUGGGAAAGUACAUGAUUGAGAUCUGGAAAGCUGUGGGUUUGAAUCUCCAUGGAGAUAAAGUGGAAUUUUUAUGGUCUUCGGAAGAAAUUAACUCCCGGGCACAUGAAUACUGGCCUCUUGUAAUGGAUAUCGCAAGAAGGAACAAGCUUCCUAGGAUAUUGAGAUGUGUCCAGAUUAUGGGUCGCAGUGAGCAGGAUGAGUUGACGGCAGCCCAGAUUCUCUACCCAUGCAUGCAAUGUGCUGAUAUUUUUUUCCUUAAGGCUGAUAUCUGUCAACUGGGCAUGGACCAGCGGAAAGUGAAUGUUCUUGCUAGAGAGUACUGUGAUGACAUUAAGAGAAAAAACAAGCCUAUCAUAUUGUCUCACCACAUGCUUCCUGGUUUGCUGCAAGGGCAAGAGAAGAUGUCAAAAAGCGUUACAGACUCUGCCAUUUUUAUGGAGGACAAGGAGGCAGAAGUUAAUCGGAAAAUAAAGAAGGCGUACUGCCCUCCAAUGGUAGUUCAAGGGAACCCCUGUUUGGAGUACAUUAAAUACAUUAUCCUCCCAUGGUUUGAUGAAUUCAAAGUUGAACGUAGUGCUGACAAUGGUGGUGAAAAGACCUUCAAGAGUUUUGAAGAAUUAGUUGCGGACUAUGAAAGUGGGAACUUGCAUCCUGCUGAUCUAAAACCUGCUCUAUCAAAAUCAAUAAAUAAGAUAUUGCAGCCCGUACGUGAUCAUUUCGAGAAUGAUCCUACUGCGAAGGAACUAUUCAAAAGGGUGAAGAGCUACGAUAUUACAAGAUGAUGCGACCUCGAGUGUGCACACAUAAUGUUAUAGGCUUUGUUAUUGCAGGUCUUAAUCAGAAGUUUCUUUUUCUUUGCGACGAUACUUUUUCUUUUACUUACUAUUUGCAACAAUUUAGGUCAUUUGGUGUAACUUAACUAGAUAACCCGUUAAUGGAGUACCCUUUAUUCGAUUUA